UGCGUGCUGGAGAGGCCGAGCGCGAGCGUUUUUUUUUCCAUUCCCCUCCUGUGGUAGAGGCGCGAGACCCGCUGAGCCAUCGAGGGGGAAGGAGAGAGAGAGAGAGAGUGAGAGUGUGUGUGAGGGGAGUGCAGGAGGAAAAAGUAAAAUAUACACAGAGAGAGGAAGAUUCGUGAAAGAAAGCGCGGAUCAGGGCUUUUUUCCAAUCAUUUUUUUCUCCUUUUUUUUAUUUCCCCCUUUUUUUUCCUUCUUCCAAGAUGUCGGUCCCAGCGACAAAGAUGAGUAAAAAGGAGGUGAACUCGAACCAUGAUGGAGCAGAUGAGACCUCAGAAAAAGAGCAACAGGAAGCCAUUGAACACAUUGAUGAAGUACAGAAUGAAAUAGACAGACUGAAUGAACAGGCAAGUGAGGAAAUUUUGAAAGUAGAGCAAAAAUACAACAAGCUACGCCAGCCAUACUUCCAGAAGCGGUCAGAACUCAUUGCCAAAAUCCCCAACUUUUGGGUGACUACGUUUGUCAACCACCCACAAGUAUCUGCGCUUCUGGGAGAGGAAGAUGAAGAGGCACUGCAUUAUCUGACGAGAGUGGAGGUGACAGAAUUUGAAGAUAUCAAAUCAGGCUAUAGAAUAGAUUUUUAUUUUGAUGAGAACCCAUACUUUGAUAAUAAAGUUCUGUCCAAAGAAUUUCACCUGAAUGAAAAUGGAGACCCAUCUUCAAAAUCAACAGAGAUCAAAUGGAAGCCAGGAAAGGACCUGACAAAGCGCUCCAGCCAGUCGCAGACUAAAGCAGGCAGGAAGCGACAGCAUGAAGAACCAGAAAGUUUCUUCACCUGGUUUACUGAUCACUCGGAUGCAGGUGCUGAUGAGCUGGGAGAGGUUAUCAAAGAUGACAUCUGGCCGAACCCACUGCAAUACUAUUUGGUUCCUGAUAUGGAAGAUGAAGAAGGUGAUGGCGAGGAGGAGGAUGAAGAUGAGGAGGAAGAAGAAGGAUUGGAGGAUAUUGAUGAAGAAGGAGAUGAGGAUGAAGAGGGAGAAGAGGAGGAUGAGGAAGAGGAGGAGGAAGGUGAAGAAGCUGAGGAGGAGGAAGGCGAAGAUGACUGAUCUGGUUGCUGUUGAUAUUCGCCUCUAAUUUUUUUUUCUUUAGUCCCUGGGAGCAAGUUGCUGUCUUUUUGUGCUCAGUUUCCUUGCUCUCCUGAGGUCCUUAAACCAUUAUACACAAUUGGGAUGAGUUACAUGCGCAAACAACAGUGGCAAUCUCUCUCUGCCAUUUCCGUGAACUGAUAUGAAUUCUCCUAGCACCAGCUGAUCAGCACAUCAUCUUCUGUAGUAAUGUGAUUGUAUUUUUUUUACUUUUUAUUUUAAGCCCCACCCCACCCUCCCACUUCCACCCACCCCUCUGCUGGAAGCCCAGAACUACUUUCUGCCUUUGUGGUGUGACUAUAGAUCAUUUUGAAUAGGCUUUUUUCUUACCUGUUCUGGCCCAGAGAUUACACUGUGUUUCCAUGUGAUGUGGACAAUUAGCAGUUACCAUCAAGUCCUUGUUUUCUUCUCUCUUGUAACAAAUGGGUGUCACUGAGGCACCUAGGGUAGUUGCAGACGGUUGGGUUCUAAUGGGUGGGUUUGUUGGGUAUUUUGAGGCCUGGCUGUACUUAGCAUGUCGAUGCAUUGUAUAUUGAUACAACAUCCGUGCAACCAAACUUUUAAAUAUUAAUCGAUUUGAACCCCACAGCAGAUGGAGGAGUAACAACCUGUAGAAUCUUAUUGGAAUCUACACUCUCUAAUGUAAUUUUUUGUUUCACUGGAAAGGAAAUUUGCUCCGUUUUAAACGUUAGAGUGUACAAGUUGCUUUGUUACAAUAAAACUAAAUGUGUACACAAAAAGUGUGUGGUGAGUUUGCUUUUAAUCUGGGAUGUUUUGCCGACUUAAUUGCAAUCAAUCUAGAAUGGUUAUUUUUGGUAAAUGCUUGGUGGGGAGGGUGGAAAUUGUACAGACCUGAGGUAAAUGCUUCAGUGUCAAAAUUGAUUUCAAACUGCUUGCUCCAAAUUAAAUCCCUGUUAUUAUCUUCUUAAAAGACCAAAUUGUAACAACUUUAAUAUGUACACAAAUGAAUCUGCUACAAGUAUCAAGGAACAAAUCGUUGGAGUUGUCUGCGAUGUUCUAGAAACUUCUGAGUUUGUAAUAAUUAGAGAUCCAUUCUGUAUUUAUUGGAAAUGAGAUUGUAAUUAGAAAGGGCAGAUUGCAACCCUGAGAACUUGGUGUUCUCCUUCAAUAAUUUGGGUCUGGGUCCAUUGUCGCAUUGUAAGUGCUUGUUUAAAUUUGAAUACCACAAAUUUUGUGGACUGUUUGUAGGCUUGCUUUUAACUACCAAAAUUGCACUUGAUUUAUUUUGCCUCUUAGUUCCUAAAUUCUAUAAGUUGGUAUAUAAUGUAUAUAUUGUCCUGGCAGUAGUUGCAAAACAUCCUUUGAACUGAUGACUUUUUCUUUGCAACUGGAGUCUGCCGUAAUUGCUACACAUUUAGCACCAAAAAUGUAGUGAUGUGUGUAUAUAAUCAACUUUUUAAAAGCCUGCCACAAAGUUUGCAGAAAGUUAGACUCUUGUGUAAUUAUUACAUUUUAUAAUUAUUGGUGUGCAAUGGAUUUGGCACAAUUCUUGCAAAUUCAUCAUAUUUCUGGUAGUUCAAAAGAAUUUGUUGUGCUGUUUUAUUCUAUUCUGGCUCCACUUGAUUAGGAAUGAGGUUGUGGCAUAACUAGCUUAUCACUACUAGUUUUUGAGAAUAUGGGAUCUUUUGUCUCUCUUUUUUUGACAGGUUGUGUGUGGGUAUCCCAUUCAAUGCUGCCUGUAGUAUUUAAUGUACACUUUUGUUCCUGUUUCAUGUUUAAUUAGUCAAUUUUUCUGAUCUUUCCAGAAUUUGUACUGAUUAUACUAAACUGUGACCUGGUUUGAAUUGCUAUUGUAUAAUGAAAGAAGUUGACCUGAUUACAACUGUGUUUCUUGAUUUAUGAGCUUCUCCUGUUUUCAUUAACUCUUACUUGAUAACUGUUUAAGAAUUUGAGUUGGAUUUCUUUUUGUAAUAUUUUGCUUUUUAAUCCUUUCCAACUUGAAACAUUUUCAAUAACUUUUAGGGGUUUUGCAGUUGCUGUAGGAGGGUAAUGGUGCCAUCUUAUUACAGUGAUGAGUAGGCAUUGUGAUAUUGCUCAACAUGUUACCUCUCGAUCCUGAGCCUUGCCAGAAUGGUGUAUAAAUUGAUUUAAUAUACUUGUCCUAGUUAAUGCUGGUAGUUGAUUGCUGCCAACUUCAGAGAUUUUCAUAUCUAAAUCUUCUCCAGUAUUUCUUUAGAUUUCAGUAUAACCUGAGCAGCUCAUGAAUACAGUUGUUUCACAAAUGCAGUUCUUCAGUUUCUCCUGGUGUUUGAAGAUUGUGUCUUCGUGAGAGGGAAUUGUACAUUUGCAUGUUUUUCACUUUGGAGAAAUACAUUCUCCUGAACAAGUCCUUUGUUUGUUGAUGCAUUCUUGCCACUCCAGUAGAGACCAAGAAACUUAGUUGAGUAGUGGGUGGGAAACCCUCUUUGGGAUGCAAAAGAUAGCUGACUGGUACCAACCAUGCCAUUUUUUUUCUUUUGGCAGACUGAUGGAUUGACUAAUAAUUCUACCACCAGCAAUGCAAGCAUAAGGCAAGGCAUGUGAUUCCUUAAACUAGUAAUAAUGGACCUGAACACUUCCGUCUAAAAAGAAUGAUGGUAUACAAGAAGCCUAAUGAGUAUAACCAGAGCUGUAGUUAGUUUUUUUUUUAUUUUGCUUACGUAAUUGUCCUGAUAAUAGGAUCUAGCUAAGCCAUUGCUUUGCUUAGCAAUGUUCUGGAGAGCAUGAUGUCUAUAAACCACAUUUGAGAAUGUUCCACUGGAUUUAUAGACACUUGAUCUUUAAAUGUAUUGGGUUUUGUUUGACAUGGCAGCCUAAAGGUGUCCUGACUUCAUCUUGAACUUUGUUUUUUUUAAAUUAAAUUGGUUCUCAUCAAUCUGUCUUUACUGUUAUCUACAAUAAAGUUUGUAUACAUGUUUUGCCAUA
Molecule: messenger RNA, 4064 nt
Organism: Stegostoma tigrinum
Lineage: Eukaryota; Metazoa; Chordata; Chondrichthyes; Orectolobiformes; Stegostomatidae
Product: protein SET
Exons: 8
Coding region: 258-1100 (280 amino acids)
Biological process (GO): nucleosome assembly
Cellular component (GO): nucleus; chromatin
Molecular function (GO): histone binding; chromatin binding
Source: RefSeq, a predicted model, not a curated record